Messenger RNA from Priapulus caudatus, 534 nucleotides. Its product is annotated as homeobox protein MSX-2-like. Gene Ontology annotation, biological process: regulation of DNA-templated transcription. Gene Ontology annotation, molecular function: DNA-binding transcription factor activity, RNA polymerase II-specific; DNA binding. The record is from RefSeq and is a predicted model, not a curated record. The transcript is spliced from 4 exons. The coding region runs from base 1 to 534 and encodes 177 amino acids. NCBI's taxonomy places the organism in Eukaryota, Metazoa, Priapulida, Priapulimorpha, Priapulimorphida, Priapulidae.
AUGUUGUCGCGAGCACGUAAGGUCGACGCCGCGAAUGCGUCUGAUCUCUACAAAAAUAUAAAAAUUAAAGCCCUAAGAGAUCAGCGCUCCGUCUGCGCGGACGCAAUUGAAUGCGACGAAGCGAUCAUAAAAGCAGGUUCCUUCACAAGCGAGGCGCGCUAUGAAGACAGUCACGAUAGUCAGACGAGUACAACAGAAGCUCACCGCGUCGCCAAGAAACUCGGCGCCAGCGACGCGAGCUUACGACUCGACGCAGCAUGUAAUGCCAGUCACCAAAAUUACAGUUUAUCUACAGUUUCAAGGCGACGUCGGAAGGAACCGCGUCAGCGUCGACAGCGAACCACGUUCACCAGCGAACAGACGCUCAGUCUCGAGCUAGAGUUUCACAGGGCCGAGUACGUGUCGCGGGCGCGCAGGUUUGAGCUGGCCGAGACGCUGGACCUCACAGAGACUCAGAUAAAGAUCUGGUUCCAAAACCGCCGCGCGAAGGACAAACGUAUUGAGAAAGCCCAAAUUGAUCACCAGAUAAGGUAG